AUGGUUCCUGCAACCGAAUGGCGAAGAAUGCAAGAGUUGGUCAACCAAAGAAGAUACGAAUAUCAGUUGAAAUCUUUCCAGAAAAAUUUUGAUAAAUAUUUAAAAGAAGGAUCAGAGGCUUUGUCAUCGAAAUGGACUGAUAAUCUCAUUAAAUUAAAAGAAGAAAACAUGCGAAGAAUGUUGGAAAAACGUGCUCAACAAGAUCACAGGAUGACAGAAGAAGAAUUUCAAGAACUCAAAAAGAAGAGAACUGAAAUAACACCAGAUCAGGCUAGAACCAGAUCGAAAUUUAUUAAGAAAAUUGAACCAUUUUUGAAAAGAGAUGUUGCUGGUCCAAAAAUGCUAGAAAGUGCUUUGCUCAUAAGUGAUGUAAUUUAUGAAAGAGAUCAACAACUUGAAUACCAAGAAAAACUACGAGAUGAUGAAAAACUUAAAGAAAAACUUCAUGGUGAAUUUGUUAUAAGAGAAGCCAAAAAACAUUAUAUGGAAGAAAUGACCAAGAGAAAUAAAAGAUUGCAGGAAUAUGAUGAAUAUAAGAAUUCUGUAUACCAACAAAAAUUAGAGCAUGCCCACAACAAAAAACUAGAACUUGACCAAAAAAUUAAAGAUGAGUCCAAAGAAUUGGAAGAGCAAACUCAAAGAUUCAACAAUAUACUGCAACUCGAAAAUUCAAAGAUAUUAAAGAGUAAACAACAAGCAAAACAAAAUUAUUUAGAAUGUUUGGAGUUAAAACAAGCACAUGAUGAAAAAAUGCAGAAAAUAAAUGAUGCUGAACGCCAAGAUAUUCAAAAAUUUGAAGAAGGCCAAGUUAGAUUGAAAGCUAUUACAAAAAUGAGAGAAAAACAGAUGAAACGAGAAAAAGAUGAAGAAUUAAAAAGAGUUUCCAAGAAAAUUUACUCUAUGAUCAAACCAGAUUAUACAGAAGAAGAAAAAUGUCUCAAAAACGCUGAAAUAGAAAAUGACCUAAAAUUUCAUGAACGCCAAGACAAAAUGUUAGAACACAAAAAUAAAUUAGCAGAAGAAAGACGAAAAACUUAUGAAGAAUAUCUUAGAGAAACUGAGAAAAGAAUUCGUGAUAUUAUGGAGAAAAAUAAUGAAGAUUGGGCUAACCAGAUGAAAGAAGUUGAAAGAGUUAAAGCUCUAGAAAGACAAGUAAACAAAGAAGCUAAUAUGAAAGUUUAUACAAAUUAUCAAGAAGAUGAUGAACAUUUUUUUAAGUAUGCGAAGAGUAUUCUUAGAAAAUAUAAAAAUCAGGAGAAACCUUUGUUUCCUAUACAUGUGGCCAUACAGAAAUAUAAAGAUGCAAAUGAGAUCGAUAAGAAGAUUGUGGUUCCCAAACAUUUAGUAUCGAAAGUUCCAAUAAAUAAAAAAUCAGAGUAA
This is a messenger RNA of Ctenocephalides felis (cat flea), 1380 nucleotides long. Its product is annotated as meiosis-specific nuclear structural protein 1-like. Lineage: Eukaryota; Metazoa; Arthropoda; Insecta; Siphonaptera; Pulicidae. Bases 1 to 1380 code for a protein of 459 amino acids. The transcript has 10 exons. The record is from RefSeq and is a predicted model, not a curated record.